AACAGCCAAAAAAGGAAAACAAAAUUCAAAAAACAGUAACAAAGCAUGAGAAGAAUUAAAUCCCAAACUUUCUCGUGUAUCUUUUCUUCUUAUUUAAGAUUGAUAGACAUCACUAGAAAGUUCAUUCUAGAAAGAUUUACUCUCAAUGGCAUCAGCAGAAAUUGUGAGGCAAACUCUCAUCAUAGAGAUUUCACGUAAGAGAGUAAAGAGGCUCUAUCUUGGUAACACAAGUGACACUAAUCAUAGUGUUAUUCUUCCUGAUGAUGUGCUUGAUAAGAUUCUUGCAUUCUUGCCUAUCAAAAAGGCUAUGCAGAUUGGAAUCUUAUCUUCAAGAUUCAAUCAUUCUUGGAUCUUCAGUCGUAGAUUACACUUUGAUAAUGAUUUUGCCAGAGGUCGCAGUCCAGAAAAUUUUAAAUCCAUGGUUAAUAAAGUCUUUGACCAGCAUGCAGGUUCAAGUAUUUUAAGUUUUCGAUUAUCUUUUGAUGCAAAUGGUGAGGGGUUCUUGGUUGAAAAGUGGAUAAAAAAAGCUAUUGAAAAGGGUGUUGAAGAGCUCGAAUUGCUUUUUUAUGUAAUUGGAAUUAAUUUUGAAGGGGGAGGGCCUGUUAAACUCAUUUCUGAUGUUUAUGACGUUGAGUCCAUCAAAAUCUUAAAGCUUAGUUUUUGUCAACUUGAUCUUCCACCGAAGUUUAAAGGUCUGCAUUUUUUUAGCACACUUGUUCUUAGAAAGAUCAUUGUAACCCCAACAUUGAUAGAUAAUCUAUUUCUCAAUUGCUUGUUACUUGAGACUUUAGAUAUAGCACAAUGUUAUAGAAUUUUUCAUUUGAAAAUAUCCACCCAGAAUUUAAAGAAGUUUAAGGAGUUAAAGGUUGGAGAUUGCCCGGAGAUUCUGAUGAUUGACAUUGAUGCACCAACUCUACAUGCAAUCCAUUAUUGUGGGCAUGUUUGUUUUAUCAAAUUCACCAAUAUCCCUGAAGUGAAAGAUGUGAUGCUCAAUUUUGGACCUUCAAAAGGCUUUACAGGGACAUUUCAAGUGAGAAAUCUUGUGUACGAUCUCUAUAAUAUUCGUGUUCUCACCACUACCAGUACAUUUCUUGAGGGUUUAACUCCAAAGUUUAUGGGUGGAACAUUGACAGAAAUGCAAUUCUCUUUUUGGAAUUUGAUAGAAUUUCAUUUGAUCAUGGAAGGUGCAAUGUAUUGCAAUCCUUAUGAUAUUGUUUCUUUCCUCAAGAAUUGCCAGUAUGUAGAGAAGAUUUUCAUUGAUCUCAAAGAUUUUAACUUCGUAUGUGGACCGUACUGGGAAUUGCGUAAUCGACAAGCUUUUGAGCAAUCCCAUGUAUCUUUUCACAACCUUAAGUUCAUUAAACUCUAUGGAUUUAAGUUUCAGAAAGACGAACUUCUGUUGGUGAAGUUUCUCCUGGGGAGCGCACCUGGCCUGGAGAAACUAGUGCUUAUCACUCCCAAUAAGUCGAGACGUGUCAAAGUUGUUACCCUAAAUUUACAAGGCUUCUAUCAAGAUAUCCAAUCUUGGAAGGCAUCUUCAAGAGCCGAGAUAGCUGUGUUUGAGCAUUCGAAUGACAGGAGUUCUGUUUCUCCUAUGCAUUCAAAGACAUGGUACUAGGGCAAGAACGGUUGGCCUUGAGAGAUUAUCAAGUUGAAGAUGGCCUUCAGAUUGCAGUCUUGUACCUAAAUAAUGUACCAUUUUCGUGUGUCUUGUCAAAAUAAUGUGCCAUUCGAAUUUACAGUCAAU
Molecule: messenger RNA, 1747 nt
Organism: Populus trichocarpa (black cottonwood)
Lineage: Eukaryota; Viridiplantae; Streptophyta; Magnoliopsida; Malpighiales; Salicaceae
Product: putative FBD-associated F-box protein At1g61330
Exons: 3
Coding region: 146-1618 (490 amino acids)
Molecular function (GO): protein binding
Source: RefSeq, a predicted model, not a curated record